AUGGUGGUAGACACGACUUAUUAUGAUAUCCUUGGGAUAACACCAACUGCUACUCAAGCAGAAAUUAAAAAAGCCUAUAGAAAGAAAUCUAUAAAAGAACACCCUGAUAAAAAUCCAAAUGAUCCUACAGCUACAGAAAGGUUUCAACAAAUCUCUGAAGCUUACCAAGUGUUGAGUGAUGAGCAUUUGAGAAAUAACUAUGAUCAAUUUGGUAAAGAACAAGCUAUACCAAAGGAAGGGUUUGAAGAUGCAGGAGACUUAUUUUCAGUUAUAUUUGGUGGCGAUGCAUUUGAAUCAUAUAUUGGUGAAUUAAGUCUAAUGAAAAAUAUUCAAAAACAAGAAGAAUUAAGUGCAGAAGAGGAAAGAGAAAAGGCAAGAAAAGAAGGACAAGAGAGUUCGGAAAAUACAGCAGAUAAAGAAAAAGAUUCUAAAUUAGAUAAGAAAUCAACAAAUCAAAGUAGUACUGGUGGUGGUAGUUAUAGUGGCAAUAACUAUAAAGAAGAAGUUCAUGGUGAUAUCUUCCAUCCUGAACUUUCAAAAUCUAGCACAAGACCAAACACAGAUACUAAUUCUACCAAUCAUAGUAGUGAUGAAAAAUUACUUCAUGGUAGUACGCUAGAAUGUUCUUCUUCGAAUGUAGAUAAAUCGGAAGUUGAAGAAGAAAGGAAAAAAACUAAACAAGAAGAAUUUGAGGAAGAAAAUCGAUUACAAACACAAGAAAAGGUAAAUAAAUUAAGUCAAAAUUUGAUCGAGAAAUUAUCUAUUUUAACUGAAAGUGUAUAUGAUGACGAGUGUAAAAUCUCGUUCGUCAAAAAAUUUGAAGCAGAAGCUAAUAUUUUAAAGAUGGAAUCAUUUGGACAAGAAAUAUUGCAUACAAUUGGGGACAUAUAUGUUGAAAGAUCUCGAAUUUAUAUUUCUAAACAAAAGAUGUUUGGCAUUGGUAGUGUUUUCCAAUCUAUCAAGGCCAAAGGUGGGUUAUUUAUGGAUGGUGUUCGUACAGUGAGUGCUGCUUUAGAUGCACAAAAUACAUUAAAAGAAUUAGAGAAGAUGAAAGAAGAAAAUCAAAGUGAAGUACCUAUAAUUGGUAAAGAUGGUAAAGAGAGAAUUAAGCCUACAAUGGAGGAAGUUUCUAAAAAAGAGCAAAUAUUAAUGGGGAAAGUGCUAUGGGCUGCAUGGCAUGCCACUAAAUUUGAAAUCACAGGGAUAUUAAGGAAAGUAUGUGAUAAAGUGUUGUAUGAUGAGAGUCUUGAUUUAAAUAGCCAAUUUAAAAGAGCAGAAAGUUUGAAAUUAUUGGGUAAAGUAUUCCAAAAUACUGUGAGAACUAAAGCUGAAGAAGAAGAAGCUCAUGUAUUUGAAGAAUUUGUAGCAGAAGCUAUUAAAAAGCAUAGUAAGCCUGCACAUGCUAAUAAAUAG
This is a messenger RNA of Henningerozyma blattae CBS 6284, 1413 nucleotides long. RefSeq names its product Djp1p (gene DJP1). The record is from RefSeq and is a predicted model, not a curated record. The transcript has a single exon. Gene Ontology annotation, biological process: protein import into peroxisome matrix. Lineage: Eukaryota; Fungi; Ascomycota; Saccharomycetes; Saccharomycetales; Saccharomycetaceae. Gene Ontology annotation, cellular component: cytosol. Bases 1 to 1413 code for a protein of 470 amino acids.